GCAUUUGUGUGUUUCUCUUUCUAAAACGGAAGACAAUGGACAAGGGAGAGGAAAACGCUGCCAGUAAGGAAAAAGCUCACAUUCUCACAGAAAACGGGAGAAGCGGUACAGAGGAAUAUCUUCCAGAGCUGGAGAAAAAAGAGAAAGAAACCAAGAGUGUCAUCAAAAAUAUCCAGUGGAUCACAGGCAACAACUUCACAGUAGAGAAAGGACGACGGCAGAUUGAAGAAUAUAUUUCUACAUGGGAUGUUCACAGAAGCUGGCUUCACUGGUCAGAAUUUCUCCAGGAAGAAGAACUGAAGUACAGCAAGAGGUACCAUUACAGAGUUUGCUGGAGUGUCCAAACACGCAGAAAGCCCAUCCCACAAGCAACAGCAAGCAUCUACUUUGUUAUAGAGAUCUCCAAAAUCAAACCUGCCACCUCGCCUGUGGAGGUAUUCUUCACUCUGGAGUCCAGCAGGCUGAUUCACAGGCCAGAACAGUGUCAGUUUAGAGAAAAGUGGCUUAAGGACAUCAUUGAAAAUAAAAUAAUCCUCAUGGAAAGACUUACUCUCUAA
Molecule: messenger RNA, 557 nt
Organism: Chroicocephalus ridibundus (black-headed gull)
Lineage: Eukaryota; Metazoa; Chordata; Aves; Charadriiformes; Laridae
Gene: AKAP14
Product: A-kinase anchoring protein 14
Exons: 5
Coding region: 36-557 (173 amino acids)
Cellular component (GO): cAMP-dependent protein kinase complex
Molecular function (GO): protein kinase A regulatory subunit binding
Source: RefSeq, a predicted model, not a curated record